AAUCACACAAAUAUUAUUGUGCAACAAAGAUCUUCUUGAAAAUUCAAGCAGCCAUGGACUCAAAGACCAUUUUCGAUGAGCCACCACCAUACGAGCCUCGUGAUUCUCGAGAACAAGCAAACGCAUCAAGUUCCUCUUCAGAUGCAAGACCACAGAACUAUCAAACAAACAAUUCUGCCCAGAGAAACGAACCUUCAAUGUCGAGACAAGAGCCUAGGUCGUUCGACGACUUCCGUCGCGAUCCUCGAGACCAAGCAUACAACCAGAGCUAUAACUCAGACCCAAGGUAUCAAAAUUAUCCGGACGACUACAUUCGGAGGGGCGAGCCUGCCAUGGGCAGACCAGAUCCUAGGUUAAAUAACGGCUAUCGUGAUCCUCGAGAUCAAGCAUACGGACCUAGCUAUAAUCCAGAUCCGAGAUCUCAGUAUUAUCAAACCGGCAACUACGUCGAGCCUCCGAUGGGGAGAAGAGAUUUCGGUGGAUUCGGAGGCAUGCGGGAUACAAGGAGAGGAGAUAUGUAUGAUGGUGAUGAUGAUUAUAGCUAUGGAAGAGGUCGACACGGUCGUCGUGGUAGACGAGAAGGAGGAAGAAGAAGAAGGGGCGGUGGACUGAUCGGUCUCGUUGGGAAUUUGAUAGAGGGCGCAACGAAGAAGUGAGUGGGCGACUUUGGGAAAAGGGGAUUUAAGCAGUGUGUGAAAUCAUAACUGAUGCUAUUUGCGAUACUCAGAGCGCUUUGUAUUAGAUUAAUGACAGCUAUGACAACGGAAAGCAAACACUUUCAUCACACAAAAACG
This is a messenger RNA of Mollisia scopiformis, 794 nucleotides long. RefSeq lists its product as uncharacterized. The record is from RefSeq and is a predicted model, not a curated record. The coding region runs from base 54 to 656 and encodes 200 amino acids. The transcript has a single exon. NCBI's taxonomy places the organism in Eukaryota, Fungi, Ascomycota, Leotiomycetes, Helotiales, Mollisiaceae.